CGGAAGUUUACCGAAGAUCAGGAACCUAUACCUCACAAUCAAGAAGCGAGCACAAAGAAAUCAAAUUGGUUUAUACUAGCUCGUAAAAACGAUAUUGGAUAUUGGACAUUGAGUCUUCGCGCCUAAGUCAACUUGUCACGUACUCCACGAACUUUUCUCGUUGCUAUAGUCUUUCGCUCUGCUCGCAGGAUUGUUCCCCCUUUGUGGUUUAGUGUGGGCUGUUGGGCAGUGUGUUCGCUUUCCUGUUUUUCAGGUGAAGCUGCCUCCGAGCUUCAGUUGUCACAAUUUGUCCGAUGAGCGAAUCUAAGCGCGGAAGGAGAUCUAUCAUGGGUCUUCUAGACCUAACAAACAUCAUUGAUUCCUCACCAGAAAGUGCCGACUCGGGUGGAACUCUCAGAAGGUCCUUGAGAUUACGCCGCAAAUCCAUACCUGCAGCGUCCCUUGGUGGACAAACACACCCAUCUAAAAGAUAUAGUCGAAAGUCAGUGAUUAAUCCGCAAACUCAUACGAAUGCAGCUUAUGACGCAUCGUGCAGUUCUUCUCAUUCGCCUGCCCAAAAUGAAAAUAAUAUACCAUUUACGGAUAUUUCUGCACAGUCAUGCUUUACUGCGUCACCUGAUAAGAUAUCUGUCUUAUCGCAAGAUAAAUUGGAAAAUGUCAGACCUCAAAGUCCUCUGCACAUACCAUCAGACAUUGCAAACGUCUAUCUUCCUGAUAAGUAUACGCCCCCAAAACACAGGGGUUUGCCAACUAUUUUCGAAAAUUCAGUUGAAAAAAAUCAACGCUCCCAUAAGUCCUGCAGAAACACUGAACGUUCCCCCUUAAGAAGGCAGAUAUUUACAGGACUAACACUCGAAGAAGCAUGCAACCCUACAGGUCCCGGCGUCGCCCCUCUGGAUCGAGAUCUUGUCUUAUCAACAACACGCAAGCGUGUCGCACAGCGCCGAAAGCUUGCCAAGAAGUUAGGAUUUAAAGGCAUUACCAUAUCCAAAAAAACUGAGAAAAACUUCAGCAAAUUCGUUUUAGAAUCAGCUUUAAAUUCUUCUCAAAGUAGUUCAACUUCUGAUUGAGUGGAGAAAACUUUCGUAGACUCCUCUGUGUAAGAGUGUGUUUCACUCCCUACUGCAUCUUUCAAUAAAAUAUAUUGUAUUAGGUUUUUUAAAUGUAUAUUUACCGCUUUGUUCCUGUACAUCUAUGGCAUUUUACUGUUUGUGGAAAGAUUUUAUAUUUAUGUACCAUUAACUUUAACUGUUUUUAACUUCCUAUUGUACAGUAAACACUUGAUUGAUACGGUAAACUAAACCUUGUUUUAACC
Messenger RNA from Trichobilharzia regenti, 1315 nucleotides. Lineage: Eukaryota; Metazoa; Platyhelminthes; Trematoda; Strigeidida; Schistosomatidae. The record is from the annotation of a GenBank genome assembly.